UUUCUGCUCUUCCAUUGGCCUGUGUGCGGGGAAGGUGGAGAAAGAAGGGUAAACCGAGGUCGCGCGAGAGCGGCGCUCGGCACUCAGUGCGCAGGUGCGAAGGAGCUGGCUGGGGCCCGGGCCGGGGGCGGGCUUGAAGACGCGUCGUUUGGUUUUGGAGACUGCGGCGGAGCUAUCUGGGUUGGACCUCUGGGCGGAAAGCGUUUGUCAGGGGCCCGUCCUAGAACGAAGCCUGUGGGAUUCCCGAUGGUGUCCAUGACUUUCAAGCGGAGCCGCAGCGACCGGUUCUACAGCACCCGGUGCUGCGGCUGUUGCCAUGUCCGCACCGGGACGAUCAUCCUGGGGACCUGGUACAUGGUGGUCAACCUGUUGAUGGCAAUUUUGCUGACCGUGGAAGUAACUCAUCCAAACUCAAUGCCAGCUGUCAACAUUCAAUAUGAAGUCAUUGGCAAUUACUAUUCAUCUGAGAGAAUGGCUGAUAAUGCCUGCGUUCUUUUUGCUGUGUCUGUUCUUAUGUUUAUUAUCAGUUCAAUGCUGGUAUAUGGAGCAAUUUCUUAUCAAGUGGGUUGGCUGAUCCCAUUCUUCUGUUACCGGCUUUUUGACUUCGUUCUCAGUUGCCUGGUUGCUAUCAGUUCCCUCACUUACUUGCCAAGAAUCAAAGAGUAUCUGGAUCAAUUACCUGAUUUUCCCUACAAAGAUGACCUCCUGGCAUUGGACUCCAGCUGCCUCCUCUUCAUUGUUCUUGUGUUCUUUGCCUUAUUCAUUAUUUUUAAGGCUUAUCUAAUCAACUGUGUUUGGAACUGCUAUAAAUACAUCAACAACAGAAACAUGCCAGAGAUUGCCGUGUACCCUGCCUUUGAAGCACCCCCACAGUAUGUUUUGCCAACCUAUGAAAUGGCCGUGAAGAUGCCUGAGAAAGAGCCACCACCUCCUUACAUACCUGCCUGAAGAAAUUCUGCCUUUGUCAAUAAACCCUAUACCAGCUUUUUGUCUUGUUUAUUUUACAGAAUGCUGCAGUACAGGGCUCUUCAAACUUGUUUGAUAUAAAAUACAGUUUCCUUUGUUUAAGCAUUUAUUUUUAAACACUAACAAGCUUUUUGGACAUCUAUUCAAAGUCAGGAAGUCAGGUUUGGGGUUUUUUGUUUUUUGUUUUGUUUUUUUGUUUUUUUUUGUUUUUGUUUUUUUGGUAAGUCUAUUACAUUUUAAUAGUUUCUGGAGACAAUCUAGGUUAAGCAAGAGCAAAGUGCCAUUGUUUGCCUUUAAGGGGGGGAGGGGGUAUUCUCUACACAUUUUCUUUUUUAACUUUGCACUUUCUUUAUAUAAUAGUUUGCAUUUUGGUUAUUUGCUACCCUGGAUACUUUCAGGAAGAAUGAAUUAAAUAUUCAGGGUGAGUGAGUUAGGUAUAAGAUCUGAAGUUUUCAGCUGUGAAAACAGGAAAAAUAUAUAACAUUUUAACUUGACUGUGGAAAAUGACGGUUGCAUGUUUCUAAUUUGUAUGUUUCCAUCUUUGUGAUAAGAUGCUUUAAUAAAUCUCUUAAAUAUUGA
This is a messenger RNA of Canis lupus familiaris (dog), 1545 nucleotides long. It is a transcript of the gene LAPTM4A, whose product is annotated as lysosomal protein transmembrane 4 alpha. Gene Ontology annotation, cellular component: lysosomal membrane. The record is from RefSeq and is a predicted model, not a curated record. The transcript is spliced from 7 exons. The coding region runs from base 247 to 948 and encodes 233 amino acids. Lineage: Eukaryota; Metazoa; Chordata; Mammalia; Carnivora; Canidae.